This is a messenger RNA of Conger conger (European conger), 1664 nucleotides long. Its product is annotated as equilibrative nucleobase transporter 1-like. The record is from RefSeq and is a predicted model, not a curated record. The transcript is spliced from 11 exons. The coding region runs from base 249 to 1664 and encodes 471 amino acids. NCBI's taxonomy places the organism in Eukaryota, Metazoa, Chordata, Actinopteri, Anguilliformes, Congridae.
GGGAGAGGUUAAGGACUGAGAAUAGAGGGAGAGGUAGAGGACUGAAAAAGAGGGAGAGGUUAAGGACUGAGAAUAGAGGGAGAGGUAGAGGACUGAAAAAGAGGGAGAGGUUAAGGACUGAGAAUAGAGGGAGAGGUAGAGGACUGAAAAAGAGGGAGAGGUUAAGGACUGAGAAUAGAGGGAGAGGUAGAGGACUGAAAAAGAGGGAGAGGUAAAGGACUAAGAAUAGAGGGAGAGAGAGGCUGAAGAUGCUGUGGUUUCUACGUGGAGUGAGGCUGCGCUGCUGGCUCACCCUGGCCACAGGACUGGUGGAGUGCCUGUUUUUCACUGGGGUCAUUUAUGGGUGGGCCUCCCUGGUGUUUAUCCUGAAAGCCAGUGGAUACUUCAGUGACCAGUGUGUGAAUGCCACAGGACCCAAUGGCACACAGUACAUGGACUGUAGCAAACAGAACGAGCUCUUUUCCCUGGUUUUCACCAUCACCGUCAUCUUACAGAACUUCCUCAGUUUUCUCAAUGGAUUCUUCUUUGACCGCUUCGGUACCAUGGCAUCCAGACUGCUGGCAAUAAUACUGUACACCACUGGUACCUUGUUGAUUGCUUUUUCACAUCCAGAGAUAUCCAAUAUACUGUUUCCAGGUCUGGCCUGCAUUGCGAUUGGAAACAGCAUGUUAUUGCUCACAAAUAUGCAGGUGGGGAACCUCUUUGACACCCAUCGUUCCACCAUCAUCACCUUGUAUAUCGGAGCCUUCAGCUCCUCUGCCAUCACCUUCCUCAUCAUCAAGGUGGCAUCUGAAAGAGGGAUCUCUCUGCACUACUCUUUUUUCUUCUUGUCGGCAUGCAGCAUAAUCCACCUCAUGAGAACCUUCAUCCUCAUGCCAAAGAGGCACAUCCCCUACCCCCUCCCUGAGGGCUACACUUAUGGGAUGAACUGUGGUCAGAUCAAGUGCAACCGCUCUUGUCUCACAAAAGAAGCACAGAGAGAAAACAUAGAGUCAGUGCAGGGAGAGGAAGGGAUAGAGAACGCAACAUCUGAACAAGGGAGCCCCCAGCAGACCCCACAGACAGUGAGCCACUACACCAACGUCUUAGCCUACACACAGUUAGGUGGGAUACUGUGCGCCCCCUUAAAUGGCCUGAUCAUUGACAGAUCCAAGGGCAAGCUACGGGCCGAAGGAGAGACGGAGGAGGAGAGUAACCUGCGCUCUGUGGUGCUCUCCCUCUUCCUCACUGCCCUGCAGUGCCUCUUAUUCUCCAUCUGCGCCACCAUACCUGUGCUCCCGCUUCAGUACCUGACUUUCGUCCUGCAAGUGGUCAACCGUGCCUUCUCGUUUGGAGGGACUGCAGCCUUCAUCAACAUUGCUUUUCCAGUCUGUCACUUUGGUAAGCUAUUAGGUGUGGUUAACGCCGUAUUGUCUGCGGUGUUGCUCCUGCAAUUCCCCUGCAUCAUCCUGGUGAAUGAGGUGUUGGAUGGAGACCCCUUAUACAUAAACAUAGCCCUGUGCAUCCUGUGCCUGGCCACGUUCAUUCACCCGGCCUAUGUCUAUAUCCGCUGGCGCAGAUUGGCCAAUCAGAGAAGACGCUCCACCCAGCCACCUCCCAACGAUGAGAACGCCUUCUCUGGAGACAAUGAAGACCAACCCCAGGAUGCCCCAGGCUCCUCUUAG